ACAGCAGCCGCUACUUGGGGGACCUCUUCUGGACCAGCUCGUCCGCAAGAGAACCGGAGACUCCUCGGCGGGGAAAACAUCGCCAAAGUCUCGGAAAGAAGAGCAAAGACUGACUAAAGUUGAAGUCCGAUGUACGAAAGCGUUCGCCGGAGCGGGAAGGAAUACUGUUGUCCUGGAGCUUUGCUUGAGGCUGGAAGCCCAGAGAUGAGCGGCGUCUUAGGAUGAGAACCGUCUACCAGUACCCUGUCUCCCCCAGACCUGCAGGAGGAGCACCUCGGGCCACUGCGUGAGAUUGCGUGGUGUGGCUAACGCCGUCGAGGUGCCAUGGCUCUCGUCCAGGCUUUUCCUGUUACUGACCACCCCGAUCCCAGUCUCGACGCCCAGCAGUGCCAGCCGUUACCAUCUCAGUCAUCCCCCGCCUCCUGCAGCACGACCACAGCAGCCAUGGGUUCUGUAAGUAGUCUGAUAUCGGGCCGCACGUACCAAGAGAGGCACUGCCGAGCCGCCAGCGAGUUCACCGCCAAGGCUCGGCGCUCCACGCCAGCUACCAGCUGCUUCCGGCUCCAGGACAACACGCUUGGCAGCGGAAGCUCCUUAGAGCAACUUCUGGUGAUCAACAAGCAGGCGCAGCCCCAGGCAAAGAUUCUACCUCCACCUCUGCCCACCAAGAAGCAGCCUCGGCCGGGAAACUCCGCGGAGGGCGGAAGCUCAACAACCGCUGGUGGAAUGAAUAAGAACUUAGGGUGUGUGAGCAAUGACAUGGUAGUCGGGGACUGGAACGACAACCUGGUCGUGGCCACUGCGAGUCCCUGCAGCGACUCAGAGGACCAAAAGGACAACAGGACUUUGAAUGGGAACAUCGGAGGACCUCCUCCAAAGCUCAUCCCAGUUUCUGGACAGUUGGAGAAGAACAUGGAGAAAGUGCUGAUCCGUCCAACAGCGUUCAAGCCUGUCGUUCCCAAGAAUCGCCAUUCCGUGCAUUACCUGUCCCCACGGCCAGGGGGCAGCAGUCUGUCAGAAAGCCAGGGCAGCCUCAACCUCCUCCUGCCACUCUCAGCAUCCGGUGGUGCCAACGGGCCCGGCGGCGGCGGCGGCGGCGCUUCUGAAGAGAAGCGCGACUCCUACUGCGGGGGGCGCAACGCUCGAAGCAGCCAGUCCUGCUCCAUGUCGGACUCCGGGAGGAACUCUCUCUCCAGCCUUCCCACUCACAGCAGCACAGGCUACAGUUUGGCCCCCAGUGAAGGCUCCAGUUCGGGCUCGGGCUCCGGGGGCCAGUUGGAGCCAGGGCAGGCUCUGGUUCGAAACAUUUCAGGUGGAAUCAAUGGACACGGUCACUCAGACAGUGGACGCUCGUCAUCCAGUAAGAGCACUGGGUCCGGGUCGAUAAGCGGGCGCGGGCAGCCCCUGUCCGACAGCGGCUCAUGCGGCCACUCGUCGCCGCCGGCGGAGGCCUACGAGGUGGUGGUGAAGGACCUGGAGGAAAAGCUGAGGGAGCGCGACAUGGAGCUUCAGCAUCUGAGGGAAAACCUGGAUGAGAACGAAGCGGCCAUCUGCCAGGUUUAUGAGGAGAAGCAACGUCGCUGUGAGAGAGAGAUGGAAGAGCUGAGACAAAAUUGUGCCACCAAGAUGAAGCAUGCCUCCCAGAAGGCCCAGAGGGCUCAGCAAGUCUUACAGUUACAGGUGUUUCAACUGCAGCAAGAGAAAAAGAAGCUCCAGGAGGACUUCUCGUCUCUGCUGCAGGACAGGGAAACCCUGGAGAGGAGGUGUGCCAGCAUCCAGCGAGAGCAGACCCAGCUGGGUCCUCGACUGGAGGAGACCAAGUGGGAGGUGUGUCAGAAGUCAGGAGAGAUCUCCCUCCUGAAGCAGCAGCUGAAGGAGAUGCAGGCAGAGCUCAGCCAGAAGGGCGGCGACAUCGUGGUGCUGAGGGCCCAGCUGAGAGAAGCCCGAUCGGAGCUGCAGGCCAGCCAGGUUCGCUCUCAGGAGGCCCAGGCGGCGCUGAGGACACGAUCUCUGGAGCUGGAGGUCUGCGAGAACGAACUCCAGAGGAGGAAGAGCGAAGCCGAGCUGCUGCGGGAGAAAGUGCUGCGCCUGGAGGAGGAGCUGGUCCGCCUCCGGGACGCUCUGGCCAAUCACGGCGGGAGCAUGAAGGGUCAGUGCUUGAACCUGACCCUGCAGCAGGGGAGGGGACUGCCGGGGAGGGGCGGCCCCAGUCCUUCUGUGUACCGGGAUGUGGAGGACGGUCAUCUGGUCUGGGGAGGAGAGAGCGACGAAGCCAAGGCACAGAGGCAGAAUGCAGAAUCCCUGCUGGGACUCAGACAACAGGUGGACAGGUUGAAGGCGGAGCUCAUUUACGAGAGGAGGUCAAGCGAGGAGCAGAUGUCUCGAUUUGAGGACGAAAGGAGGGUGUGGCAGGAGGAGAAAGAAAAGGUGAUCCGCUACCAGAAGCAGCUGCAGCAGAACUACAUCCAGAUGUACCGACGAAACCGGGACCUGGAGCGAGUGAUGCGGGAGCUGACCCUGGAGCUGGAGAACAGGGACAUGAUGGACGACUACGAGGUCCACAGCGGCAGCAACGAGAUCCACUUUGAGGAGAUCACCGCCACCGAGAUUUAAAAAAAAAAAAACUCAACGUGAAAAUUAUGAACGGUAGACACAGAACCAAACACCAGACCAAAACAAACACGGCUGACUUUUUACCUCUCGAGCGGCUCCCAAAGGUGCGUUGUCACUCUCUCUCUCCUGCAGCACAAAACCUCUUCUCUUCUUUGGGAGCAAAAGCAGUGUUUGAAUCAGGGUAUUCAGGAAGUAGGAAAUGCAAAAAGAAAAAAGGUAAACAAUAGGGCACCAGCAUGCAUGUUCGAUAAUGAUGUCAUCAUAAUCCUCACUGCUAAAUAUUCAUAUAAUCCUUUUUGCUCUCAGCAUUGUCACCAUGCAACUGCUGCACUGAACCUCAAACUUAUAACCAAGGGGACAAAUACCGUUUUUCCUUGAAUUAAUUUAAAACCUCUUUUUACUCGGGCGCUUACCAAAAGGCAUGAAGUAAAGGUAAGCAUGCGCUAAUUAUUUUAAAACUUCUUCUCACUCCGGCACUUACCAAAGGCAUGCAGUAAAAAUUUGAGUGUGAUGUAAGGAUACCAUCAUGAAAAGCACAUUUGAUUAAAAAAACGUUUUUAUGGUCUUACCAUCCAUCAUCUUCCGCUUAUCCGAGGUCGGGUUGCGGGGGCAGCAGCCUAAGCAGGGAAACCCAGACUUCCCUCUCCCCAGCCACUUCGUCUAGCUCUUCCCGGGGGAUCCCAAGGCGUUCCCAGGCCAGCCAGGAGACAUAGUCUUCCCAACGUGUCCUGGGUCUUCCCCGUGGCCUCCUACCGGUUGGACGUGCCCUAAACACCUCCCUAGGGAGGCGUUCGGGUGGAAUCCUGACCAGAUGCCCGAACCACCUCAUCUGGCUCCUCUCGAUGUGGAGGAGCAGCGGCUUUACUUUGAGUUCCUCCCGGAUGGCAGAGCUUCUCACCCUAUCUCUAAGGGAGAGACCUGGAAACUCAUUUGGGCCGCUUGUACCCGUGAUCUUAUCCUUUCGGUCAUGACCCAAAGCUCAUGACCAUAGGUGAGGAUGGGAAUGUAGAUCGACCGGUAAAUUGAGAGCUUCGCCUUCCGGCUCAGCUCCUUCUUCACCACAACGGAUCGGUACAACGUCCGCAUUACUGAAGACGCCGCACCGAUCCGCCUGUCGAUCUCACGAUCCACUCUUCCCUCACUCGUGAACAAGACUCCUAGGUACUUGAACUCCUCCCCUUGGGGCAGGGUCUCCUCCCCAACCCGGGGAUGGUUUUUAUGGUCUUACCUUUACUUAUAAAUGAAGUCCAUGCCAGCUCAUUCUGAUCAAAAGUGUCGAUAACUUGUUCAUAGAAGUUUUUUUGAUUGAUUGAUACUUUUAUUAGUAGUUUGCACAGUUCAGUACAUAUUCCGUACAAUUGACCACUAAAUGGUAACACCCGAAUAAGUUUUUCAACUUGUUUAAGUCGGGGUCCACGUUAAUCAAUUCAUGGUAAGUCUUCCUUAUUUUUCUUCAGUUUUAAAGGGGAACAUUAUCAGCAGACCUAUGUAAGCGUCAAUAUAUACCUUGAUGGUGCAGAAAAAAGACCAUAUAUUUUUUUAACCGAUUUCCGAACUCUAAAUGGGUGAAUUUUGGCGAAUUAAACGCCUUUCUGUUUAUCGCGCUGGAGGCGAUGACGUCAGAAUGUGACGUCGCCGAGGUAACACACCCACCAUUUUCAUUUUCAACACAUUACAAACACUGGGUCUCAGCUCUGUUAUUUUCCGUUUUUUCGACUAUUUUUUGGAACCUUGGAGACAUCAUGCCUCGUGGGUGUGUUGUCGGAGGGUGUAACAACACUAACAGGGAGGGAUUCAAGUUGCACCACUGGCCCGAAGAUGCCAAAGUGUCUGACGCCAGACCCCCAUUGAAUGUGCCAGAGUGUCUCCACAUUUGACCGGCGAUGCUAAGACAGACAUGGCACAGAGAUGUAUGGAUAACCUGCAGAUGCAUUUGCAACGAUAGUCAACGAAAUCACAAAGGUGAGUUUUGUUGAUGUUGACUGCCAGCUAAUCGAUGCCAACAUGCUACGCUAAUCGAUGCUAACAUGCUAUUUACCGGCGAUGCUAAAGCAGACAUGGUACAGAGAUGUAUGGAUAACCUGUAGAUGCAUUUGCAACUAUAUUACAUUUCCUUCCACCCACAUUUAAUGCGAAACAAACACUUACCAAUCGACGGAUUUAAGUUGCUCCAGUGUCAAAAGAUGCGAAAGUCCCGAUCGUUUGGUCCGCACAUUUUACCGGCGAUGCUAACGCAGCUAUUCGGCCAUGCUAUGGCUAUGAAUAGCGUCAAUAGCUAUUCGCUCAAUAGCUUCAGUUUCUUCUUCAAUAUUUUCAUACUCCAACCAUCUGUUUCAAUACAUGCGUAAUCUGUUGAAUCGCUUAAGUCGCUGAAAUCCGAGUCUGAAUCCGAGCUAAUGUCGCUAUAUCUUGCUGUGGUAUUCCCAUUGUUUGUUUACAUUGGCAGCACUGUGUGACGUCACAGGGAAAUGGAUAGUGGUUUCGAAGAUAGCGAACAUAAGGCACUUUAAAGCUUUAUUUAGGGAUAUUCCGAGACCGGUAAAAUUUUGAAAAAAACUUCCAAAAAAUACAACAAGCCACUGGGAACUGAUUUUUAUUGUUUUUAACCCUUUUGAAAUUGUGAUAAUGUUCCCCUUUAAAAGUCUCUCUAUCUCGAUGGAGAUCUUCCUUUAUUUCCUCCUGCUUCGAUUGAAAGUCCAGUUUAGAAAACCGUCACAUCCGUCCCAGCACAUAUCACGUCACUCGUUGUCACUUCUUCUGCAGCUGAGUAGUCGCAAGAAGGAUCACUAGCGCCCUCUACCACCAGGAGGCGGGAGUCAUUUAAUGACUCAUAUUUGACACACGCAGCUAUGGUAUGUUAAUAAAACAUAGCUGCUUACUGUUCUUUUUAGCAUAUUCAAUAGCUUGGACCUUAAAUCCUACUGAAUAGCUCUUAAUCUUCUUCCCUUUAUGCGAUGUCCUCCAUUUUGAAAAUGCUGACAGAGAAAGUGUCACUCGUGACGUCACAAGUUUAACUUGGCGAUAAUGCUAAGCAUGCGCUGAUUAUUUUGCGAAGCGAGUUUGACCCAAGGCAGGCCCAUACUAUACACAAUUCAAGGAAAUACGGUAUGCUGUCUUCUCAGUGUGGGAUAUUGGCCUGGUAGUACCACUCUCUUCCCUAAGGGGGAGCCACAGUGCUAACAUUUUCACUGCAAUCUUCCAAGUUCGAAUUGGACCUGGACGCAUCAGGAACGCUAACAAUGGAGCACAAGUGUCUCCUAUAUACUUAUUUUAUCUAAGAGGAGAAUGAGGGCAAUAAAGUGGAGUAUAAUA
Messenger RNA from Nerophis ophidion (straightnose pipefish), 5925 nucleotides. RefSeq names its product leucine zipper, putative tumor suppressor 2a (gene lzts2a). The transcript is spliced from 9 exons. The record is from RefSeq and is a predicted model, not a curated record. Bases 325 to 2613 code for a protein of 762 amino acids. Lineage: Eukaryota; Metazoa; Chordata; Actinopteri; Syngnathiformes; Syngnathidae. Gene Ontology annotation, biological process: negative regulation of canonical Wnt signaling pathway; cell division.